Molecule: messenger RNA, 1892 nt
Organism: Trichoderma citrinoviride
Lineage: Eukaryota; Fungi; Ascomycota; Sordariomycetes; Hypocreales; Hypocreaceae
Product: FAD/NAD(P)-binding domain-containing protein
Exons: 10
Coding region: 278-1855 (525 amino acids)
Cellular component (GO): cytoplasm
Molecular function (GO): flavin adenine dinucleotide binding; electron-transferring-flavoprotein dehydrogenase activity
Source: RefSeq, a predicted model, not a curated record
CAGUGCUCGGAUGUACCGUCUGCUCGGGCGACCACAAUCCCGCUGGACUUGCUCGGUCUUCGAGGUGGAGCGUCGGCCGUCCGGACCCGGGAUUUUCAUAGCCUCACGGCCUUGGCCUCGGAUCUGAUAAGAUGGAGUAUAAACUGGGGGAGAGGUCCUUUUGGCUCACACCCCCACUGGGGGGGAAGAUGGAUUGCUCAACGGACUGCAGAUGAUGCUUGCUCUGGUGGAGGAACCGGUCCCGCUUCGCACACCUUGGCACGAGUGAUGAGCAACGAUGAACUGCUACUCGUACUUGCACGCUGUGCCCGUGUCUCGCGCUGCAUUGAAGCCAUCCGGUCGCAAUAUCGGCGCUUUUCGGCAGAUCGCGGCUCAACUGGCCUCGUCGACGCAGCCGGCCAAGCGCUGGCGGACCACAAUCUGCACCAGCAGCAGCUCGACUUUGCCCUUGUCCAGCGCUCGACCGAGUAUUGCCACGAGUCCCGGCCACCGAAAUCUCGCGAACCCUGUUGUCCAGCUCGGUGCUGUCGCUCGUCGUCAUCUUCACUGCUCUCCCUCUCGUCGCCUUGCUGCCAUGGGCUCGGUUCCGGAGAGCGUCCCUGCUGUCAGGGUCUUUAUUGCUGGUGGCUCCUAUGCAGGCCUCUCUGCGGCUGUCAAUCUUCUCGAUUUGGGGAAUGGCUUGUCGCCGCGGAUGUCGAACGAGCCGUAUGCGCACCAUCCUAGCGUGCCCAAGGUGAACUUUGAGAUCACCAUUGCUGAUGAGCGAGAUGGAUAUUAUCACUUGAUCGGCUCGCCGCUGGCCCUGGCUGAUGCGGAAUACGCAAAGAAAGCCUGGGUUCGAUUCCAAGAUAUUCCCGGUCUGCAGCUCCCCAACGUCAGAUUCGUCCAGGGCUCGGUAUCGAACGUCGACUGCGCCGCCAAGACAGCGACCGUCAUCGACGGCACCACGAAAGAGGCCGUCACGCACCAAUACGACUACUUCGUCACCGCUACGGGCCUGCGGAGGGUGUGGCCCGUUGUGCCCCAGGCUCUGACCCGGAAGCAGUACCUCGUCGAGGCCGAGACCCAGAUCAAGGCCCUCGACAACGCGAAAGAUGGCGUCGUCGUCGUCGGCGGAGGUGCCGUUGGCAUUGAGAUGGCCGCCGAGCUGAAGCACGUGAAGCCUCAUCUCAAGGUCACGCUGGUGCACUCGCGGGACAAGCUCAUGUCCUCGGAGCCGCUGCCUGACGACUGCAGGGAUAAGGCGCUGGACAUGGUCAAGGAAACCGGCGUCGAGGUGCUGAUGGGACAUCGCUUGGCCAGCUCUACCAAGGUCGAGACCGAGGAUGGCUCGCCACGGUACGAGGUUGCGUUUACGAAUGGACACAAGAUGACUGCCAGCGCGGUCAUCAUGGCUCUGUCCAACAGCACUCCGACGGCUUCCUAUCUCCCUUCGUCGGCUGUCGAUUCCGAAGGUUACGUCAAGAUUGUGUCUAACAUGAGCUUCGAACCCAACAGCGUCCCCAACGCCGCCUCGCACUUCUGCGCCGGCGACGUGGCCAAGUGGUCCGGCAUCAAGCGCUGCGGCGCCGCCAUGCACGGCGGGCACUACAUUGCGCACAACAUCCACCAGAGCGUGCUGCGGCAGCAGGACGCGCAGCACGAGCCCCGGUUCCAGCACCUGCAGGAGAUCCCGCCGAUGAUUGGGCUGGCCGUGGGGAAGAACGCAGUUGCGUACAGCCCGGACGGGGGCCUCAUUUCGGGGCCGGAGGUGAUGCAGGCGUAUUUUAGGGAUGAUUUGGGUUGGGCGAUUUGCUGGGAGUAUAUGCAGCUGGAUGGCCGGAAGGAGGUCAAGCAGGAGAUUGCUGCUGCGUGAGGACAAUGGGUGGACUGGGGGAGGUCACGGCGUUUGG